Messenger RNA from Corticium candelabrum, 4040 nucleotides. RefSeq lists its product as uncharacterized. Bases 33 to 3227 code for a protein of 1064 amino acids. Gene Ontology annotation, molecular function: sodium:proton antiporter activity; potassium:proton antiporter activity; monoatomic ion channel activity. Gene Ontology annotation, cellular component: plasma membrane. The transcript has 18 exons. Gene Ontology annotation, biological process: proton transmembrane transport; sodium ion import across plasma membrane; regulation of intracellular pH. NCBI's taxonomy places the organism in Eukaryota, Metazoa, Porifera, Homoscleromorpha, Homosclerophorida, Plakinidae. The record is from RefSeq and is a predicted model, not a curated record.
AAAUGUCGAUCUGAUGCCAUUCCCGACUGGCAAUGAAUGCACUCGAGAAUAUCACCAACAACAUCACCGAAGCUGCGAUCUACCGCCAAAACGUGUCAACGUCAUCGCCGGCAACGGCGACAACCAAUCAAACGUCGAGUCCGACUGAUUAUAUGAAAGGGAAUGAACCACAUACUCUUUUGUCGCUCUCGGUUGGAUUUGCAAUUGGAGCUCUACUACGUCAUGCUUUCAAGCGUACACCUCUUCCUUACACAGUUGUCUUGCUUGUCUUUGGUAUGAUUUUGGGAGGAUUGGCUCGCGUUUUCAAGCCGCUUUCGGAUUACACAGCCAUUGCUCACAUGGAUCCUCAUCUGAUUCUGUUUAUAUUUCUACCGACGCUCGUGUUUGAGUCUGCAUUUGCAAUGGACGUUCAUACGUUUAAGAAGACACUUUUUCAGACAGUCAUACUGGCAGGUCCUGGACUUGCUUUGUGCACUGUGUUGACUGCAAUGAUUGGGAGGUUUAUAUUCACAUAUGAUUGGGGCUGGAUGCCAUCACUUAUGUUUGGAUGCAUUUUGAGUGCAACUGAUCCAGUGGCAGUUGUGUCCAUUCUCAGAGACGUUGGAACGUCUAAGCAACUGGGGACGAUCAUUGAAGGCGAGUCUCUGCUAAACGAUGGUGCUGCCAUUGUUUUGUUUGAAGUAUUCAAAGCUGGAUCUAUACCUGGUGGAGCAUGGAAUGGAGGUCAAAUUACUAUCUACUUUAUCAGAGUUGCGCUUGGUGGCCCGUUGUUUGGUUGGUUUAUGGGCAAGCUGUCGAUCUUUUGGCUCUCACAUGUGUACAACGAUGCCUUGGUUGAGAUUACUAUCACACUGGCAUCAACGUAUAUGACGUUUUACAUCGGCGAACAGUUUCUUAAAGUGUCUGGCGUGUUGGCUGUGUUGGCUCUUGGUAUUGAGAUAAACAGUCGUAAGGAGAGCAUCAGUCCAGAGGUGGAAGUGUUUCUGCAUCGUUUCUGGGAGAUGAUGGGAUACCUGGCUAACACAGUGAUAUUUAUUCUUGUGGGUGAGGUCAUCACUGAGGAUGCAUUUGAUGAUGUGACAGGAAAAGAUGUUAUAUAUCUGAUUUCUGUGUAUGUAGGCAUCAUGGUCAUAAGAUCCAUUGUGUUGUUUGGGCUGUCACCAAUUAUGCAUCGGGUGGGCUAUGGCACGAGUUCUCAGAACAUCCUCGUUAUGAUAUGGGGCGGCUUGAGAGGAGCUGUUGGUCUCGUCCUUGCGCUUAUUGUUACAGAACACAACGGAAUAGAUCAACACAGCAUCGGCAGUAAAGUUCUGUUUCACACUGCUGGCAUUGUGGCUCUUACUCUACUUCUCAAUGCAACGACUAUUAAGCCGUUACUUCGACUGUUAGGCAUGACUGCUGUGUCUGAAGCCCGACGUGGGACAUUGACAUCAGCUGUACGUCAUAUACGCCAGACAGCUAAUAAUGCGGUUGCCAUUCUGAAAGAGGAUCGAUUUCUUUGUGGUGCGAACUGGGAGAUGGUGGAAGAAGGUUCGUUUAUUAAGGAUCCGUUCAAAACGGAGAAUGUUGAGUUUCAUGUGGUUGACGAUCAUAUCGAAGAUCUAGCAGAAGUCAGUCAAUGUCCCUGCUGUGAAGCUGUUGUUCCAGUUGUACUGAGAGCAAAGGAUCUAGACGAACUGGCCGAAGAGGCUCGUCUGCGCUACAUCAAGGCACAAAAGACAAGCUACUGGAAACAGUUUGAGCAGGGGAUGUUGGGACGAGAUGCAGUCAGGACACUCCAAGGGGCAGCAGACAGCGCGAUGGACGAAGCAAACAAAUUUAUUGGACUGAAUGACAUCGAACACACAUGGAUGGUACCUAAGCUGUAUAUAAAGACACGUGAAAUGGUGAUACGCUUGCACCAGAGUAUUAGCCAGCCUCCAAUCGAGAUACCCGAGCCGUUUUAUCGGAUUCAGAAACUUGUAUAUCGUUUUGCUUGCCAUCCAUUGUUCGAUUGGAGCAUUAUUGGUCUUAUUAUGAUCAACAUGGUUAUCAUCAUUGUGGAGCUGACUGCGUCAAAGAAUGCAUCGUACAAGGGCGGACUGAAGAUAUCAAACUAUGUGUUUUGCUCGAUCUAUAUUAUCGAGUGUGUUCUCAAGGCUGUGGCCUUUCGCAAGCAUUACAUUCUACCGUUGAAGAAAAACUUUUGGAAUUGGUUCGAUCUUGUGAUUGUCUUAAUCUCGGUCAUCGACAUUUGUAUCGACACGUUUGUGCCUGAGAAUGAGAACAAUGGUGGAUCUAAUUUCUCGCCUGCAUUGCUUCGUGUUGCACGGAUUUUGCGAGUGGCUCGAGUGGGUAGAGGUCUGCGAGCUUUUAAGCUCUUGUUUCCCUUCAUAACAAAGGUGAUCGACAAUAUCAUCAAUAGACAUCUCAGUCUUGGCUACGACAUUGGGAAAGGUUUUGUCCUAGGAGAAGAAGAGGUUGCCAAACAUGUUGAUCAGGUAGUUGAACAUCUUCAGACUGCAGAAGAAUUGAAAUUUCAAUCUGGAAACAACCUAUUGGAAGUAGUCCGGAGCCUUGGUCUGUUGUCGAAAGAACAUCCGGGAGUUGUGAUAUCGGUGCAGACGAGACAGGCAAUAAGAGCGGUGCUCAAUCACUGUCAAGAUGUUAUCCAAAAGAUGCAGUCUGGCGGGCUACUCGAUGAAGGAGACGCAGAGAAAUUAUUCAUGGUGGUCGAAGAGAAAAUGAAGAGACUGCAGAAUAGUCCGUCGCUCAUGAUGCCCACUCCGUCCGACAGGCUUCUGCGCAAGAUGAAAUGGUUGGAGGAUACGUCGGACGAGGUCGCGAAUCGCAUCACGGAAAUCGCCGUGCUGAAGCACUACGGCGAAGGCGAGACAAUCGUACAAGAAGGAGACGAAAGCGACGGAAUGUAUCUCGUUGUGUCUGGCCUCGUUAGGGUAAUGGUGGGAUACGUUUCUUCCAAGGGCAAAUCCCUGAUGACGACUGCUGCUUAUCUCACUUCCGGCAGCGUCAUCGGCGAAGUCGGUUUUUUGACUGGUCAACCACGAAGUGCGUCGGUCGUAUGUGAAACGCCAGCGCAGGCUUUUUUCAUCAAUGCCGUAGAUACCCGACAGGUCAUAUCGGAUCAUCCUCAUCUGGAAGAGAAGCUGUGGCGCGUCUGUGGCAUCAGAGUCGCUAACUCUCUGCUUACCGAAAACGCCUUCUACCAAGUACGUUCGAGGCGAUAAGCCAAUGUCUUUUUUCAUCGCUAUCGUGGUUUGUAUGGUAAAUUAUUGCCGCGGUUAGGGUUGGAGACCGCUACGGUUGAGACUGUUUUGCGAAAACGGCCGUAUAGAAGUACUUCACGAUGAACCGGAGAAAGACAGGUUUGACAUCGACUCGUCGGUCAAGGAGGUGAUUGUUGUGCACAACUCGGUUGUCUGCUUGCCGACUGGAGACUUAGUCGCCGCUCCGACAAUUAUUCCUCACGGAACGAAAGCAGUUCAACUGCCAUUACCAACCGGAGACGAGAAUUUCAGUCCGAGUGCGAGGUUGCUUGUCAUCACUUUGUCCGAUCUCGAGGACUCGAGAAGGCAACGACCCGGAGAUCUCUGCGAGAUCCCCAGUAGUAACGCCGGCAUUCAUGCGGGAAUCAUAAAGAGACCUUUACAGAACAAGAACGUGUUGCUAGAACGGAGUCGAAUGUCGACCGUGCCUACUAGUCUUCUGAACAGGUCUAACAAGGUGAGUCCCGAAAACCCAACACGACUGGAGAACAUUGAAUAGAAUUGGCGUGCGGCAGCUGCUGAUACGAUCUAAGAACAGUCGUGAACUUCUCGUGUAAUUUGUAAUGACAUGCAUGCUUGCCUUUGAUUCAAGUUACAAUCAACUCGUUGUUAGCGUAGUGACUAACGUAAUUUACUAAACUAUGCAACUGGUGGUCUUAGCGACUCGCGUAAAGGUCGCACUUUUUUAACAAGUCGACUCGUUCUUACUACCGGUCUGUAUAGAUAGCAUUAGGGUUUGACAUCUAAAGUCUGACAAACUGCGCUAUCGGAAUA